AAGGAGCCGUGAAAGGAUGACGUUUGUCGUGAAGUAUACACAAAACGAAAAAAUCUCAUCUUGUGAUUUUCAGCCUCAAGAAACUGAGUGAAACCAAAGUGAAGCUGACGGAUCGAUUUGAGAUUCUUUGUUGCUCGCUCAGACAGGAAGUGGCCGUACCCUAGAAACAUGAACAAAUCGAGCGAGAAAAGUAUACACGAAAUGUUGAAAAACACUCCGUCCAUGAACGACAGCACCGAUGUGGUGCAUACGGGUUCUGAGCAGCAAACAAUCAAGCACUCGACCACGUUGACUCUACGAAACGUUAGCAAUCAUAGUCUAACGUCACCGACUUCGGUCAGUCUGGAGGAUGAAUCUGCAUACAUCAAGAAUGGGUCGUCCAAGCUCGACACGUUCCGCAACUGGAGCAUUACCACGUACAAAUGCACCAAACAGAUCAUGCUGGAAAAGCUGGGCAAAUCGACACGCACAGUCGAUCUCGAGCUGGAGGCGCAGAUCGAUCAGCUGAAGGAAACGCAAAAGAAGUAUCUAAGCAUAUUACGCUUGUCGCGUGCAUUUACGUCCCACUUUUACAACUGCAUGCAAACGCAGAGCCUGCUGUCGGAAACGUUCGCCGAUUUGGCCCAGAAAAGCCCGGAAUUGCAGGAAGAGUUUUUGCGAAACGCCGAAACACAACGGAUUCUGACGAAGAACGGUGAGCUGCUGCUGAACGCGCUUAACUUUUUCAUAUCGUCCAUCAAUACGCUUUGCAAUAAGACGAUCGAAGAUACGCUACUAACGAUUCGACAGUAUGAGCUGGCCCGCGUCGAAUACGAUGCGUACCGGGUGGAUAUGGAGCAACAGCGGACGGGUGGCAGUGAACCACAGCAGAAAUACUCCAGCGAUGAAGUGCAGAAAAAGUAUGAAAAAUGCAAAGAUCAGUACGAGAAGCUACGUUCGGACAUAGUGGUGAAAAUGCAAUUUCUCGAGGAAAAUAGGAUCAAAGUUAUGCACAAACAGUUGCUGCUCUUCCACAAUGCUAUAGCCGCAUAUUUCGCUGGCAAUGCUAACGGUCUAGAGAAGACGUUACAACAGUUUAAUAUUAGCUUGAAGAGCCCCAACUCCGUCACCAGUUCGUGGCUGGAGCAAUAGGAUGCAAUGCCAUCCCACAGAAGCAUCGCGCCAGUAGUAGUUGUAGAUCGAUGAAUCAAUGUCAUUUAAAGUAUUUGAACUGAAUGUGAUUUUUUGCUUUUCGAGUGCAUGAAGAGCAAGUGUAGGAUGCAUUCAUUUUCACAACAGGCAUCCGGCACGAUCAGAUCUGCCUUGCUUCUGGUGAACUAGCUUAUCAGGCAAGCCACACUAUCUAAAUUGUAUGAGAUUUCUUUCCAUCAAUUGAGAUUCAAUUUAAGUUAUUAAUACUUAACAUACUAUUUAGUGAUAGUAUGCAGGAUUUCAUGUUACUUUAUAGUGUACCAAUUUACACUUGACAGCACUGCACAAUUAUUUAUAUUUUAAGAACAGCAUACGAUGCACCACCGUCUACAGAAUGGGGGUUUUGUUUGGCAAAUGCGUUUCUUUUGUAGCCUAGUCACUGUAAUCGUAUACUCUUAUGUUAACUCAAUCGUUUUUUUUACGUUCAAUGUGAUGAUAUUCUUUUGCUUAGUGUGAACUCUUGGUUUGCCGUCAAAAUCUCAAAAGAAAAGUGAUUUUCAUUCAGUCAUCUAGUACUGAAUCGUAACUUUUUGUCCAAUAACAAAAAGCGGGUAAACGAGUGGUUGACGAUGCGAUUGGCCCUAUACUUGGUGUAUUUGUGCGGGAGACGAAGAUAACAGUUGUUAUCGUGGCGGUUAAACUGUAACCGGUUUGAGUUCGAUAGUGUAGUAGUCACGGGAAUUUAUAUGCACUAAGAGACCGCACACCAAGAACACGUAAAACAUAGCAUGUAAAUGGUACACAACUCACACCAAAUGUACACACACACACAUCCAAAACACUACACGAUCGUGACAUGGUAAAAAUGUAAAGUUAAGAGAAUCUCCACACAUUCGUCGCCGUUAGAACUGCUAGGAUGGGGUCACGUUUAAAUGGUCGGGGUCAUAUAUAAAAUAGAACGAUGUGAAGCUUGCAUAACGUGAUUGUGUAAAUGGUUGACAAAUAAGAGGUUUGGUCGAAAGGAUAUUUUGGUUUUCCAUGUAACAGAACAAAAUGUAACGUAAAUAAUAGCUUCAGAAAAAUAAUACCUAAACAAACGAUAUUUCUG
This is a messenger RNA of Anopheles moucheti, 2239 nucleotides long. RefSeq names its product arfaptin-2 (gene Arfip). The transcript has 4 exons. Gene Ontology annotation, cellular component: trans-Golgi network membrane. NCBI's taxonomy places the organism in Eukaryota, Metazoa, Arthropoda, Insecta, Diptera, Culicidae. Gene Ontology annotation, molecular function: phospholipid binding; protein domain specific binding. The record is from RefSeq and is a predicted model, not a curated record. Gene Ontology annotation, biological process: regulation of Arp2/3 complex-mediated actin nucleation; intracellular protein transport. Bases 169 to 1131 code for a protein of 320 amino acids.